Aedes albopictus (Asian tiger mosquito) is the source of this 583-nucleotide messenger RNA. RefSeq names its product V-type proton ATPase subunit F (gene Vha14-1). The record is from RefSeq and is a predicted model, not a curated record. Bases 77 to 460 code for a protein of 127 amino acids. Gene Ontology annotation, cellular component: proton-transporting V-type ATPase, V1 domain; membrane. The transcript has 5 exons. Gene Ontology annotation, biological process: proton transmembrane transport. Gene Ontology annotation, molecular function: proton-transporting ATPase activity, rotational mechanism. Lineage: Eukaryota; Metazoa; Arthropoda; Insecta; Diptera; Culicidae.
GAUCAAUUUUUGAUCAGGUGACAUAUUUUCCUUGUUCCAAGCAAUCACUGUGCUGGCAAGAAACCGAACAUUCACGAUGGCUCUUCUGUCCGCUGUAAAGGGAAAGCUGAUUUCCGUGAUUGGCGAUGAGGACACCUGCGUAGGUUUUCUGCUGGGAGGCAUCGGUGAGAUCAACAAGAACCGUCACCCCAACUUCAUGGUUGUCGAUAAGAACACCGCCGUCAGCGAGAUCGAGGAUUGCUUCAAGCGUUUCAUCAAGCGCGACGACAUCGACAUCAUCCUGAUCAACCAGAACUACGCGGAAAUGAUCCGUCACGUGAUCGAUUCGCACACUUCGCCGACGCCGGCCGUGCUGGAGAUCCCCUCCAAGGACCACCCGUACGACGCGAGCAAGGAUUCGAUCCUGCGACGUGCUAAGGGCAUGUUCAACCCGGACGAUAUGGUUGCCAACCGUGGUUAGUUCCAUCUUCCGUAUAUCUUGCUAUUAUGAGAGCUGUUCAUUGUUUGUUGCUUAUUUUUUCGGUUAAAGUGAAACAUCUGUUAGAACAAUAAAAUCAUUCCGUGCGUAAUCAUCGUGUAAGAA